GGUGAACAAGUAAACGCAUGAGGCAUGACGCGAGCAUUGAUUCUGUGGAAGAUAAGACGAGCAGUUGUUUUUCCCAGAUUAGUAUUUUGUUUAUUUAGUUCAUCUUGUGAUUAGUAAAGCAAAGUAGAUGUGCCUAUUUUGAAGAUCGUCCCAUGCUAGAUCAAUGGAAAUGACAGCAAAACGCUUGCGUGGGAAAAUGCCAUGUGGUGUGUGUGUGUCACUAGACUCGCCGAGUCGCCGUCGUAGAUAGUUAUUCAAUCGUCGGAACAACGAUGUAAUAAGGAGGAAGCUAGAUGAAAUGUUACAGAAAAGCUUGAUCUUUCUUGUGCAACGGGUUGUUGAUUCGAGCCCAGUUUGUUCACGUUUUCUACUCAACGGCCAAUAUUGAGAAUGGCCAACAACUUGCUGCUGAUCGGAUUUGCAAUCCUCUACGUUGCCACAGGCAUAGCUAUUGGUGUUGGUCUUUAUUACGCCGGUUACAACAACGCCAGUCAAUCGAUGUCAGGUUCAGCCAAUAAACGCGAUGUUUUCCAAUAUUUACAAGACGAAUUUUCAUCUGCACAAAUUGAAAGUUUCCUUAAACAUCUGAGUAACGUUCCUCAUUUAGCUGAAACAGAACAAGACCGUCAACAGGCUGAAGGCCUACGCGAUCAGUUUCUCGAUUUCGGUUUGGACCAGGUCACCGUAGUUCCAUACCAUGUUCUACUAUCUUAUCCAGACAUGAAAAAACCGAAUAAGGUGUAUAUCGUUGAUAGCAACGGUGUAGUCAAUUUCACGUCUUCGGGUAAACAAACGCCAUUGUACUCCCCAGAAGAGAAGUCAAGCCUUGUGGCGCCCAAUUUCAAUGCUUACUCUGGAACUGGAACUGUUACAUGCGACGGCCUAGUCUACGUUCAUUUUGGACAGGAAGCUGAUUAUGAGUAUUUGGCGGUAUUUGGCAAAAGAGGAAUCGACGUUAGUGGCAAGAUCGUGUUGGCUCGUCGCAAGCGUGCAUCAUUUCGGGGAAACAUUGCAAAUCUGGUUGGAAAAAAGGGGGCUUCAGGAGUGUUAUUAUACUCUGAUCCCAAGGAGUUUGCCAAGAAAGGGAGGAAUGAAACGUAUCCAGAUUCAUGGUGGAUGCCGGUUAUGGCCGUCCAGUCUGGCACCAUUAUGCUUGGAAACGGAGAUCCCAUAACUCCAUUUUCCGGAGAUCUGCAUAAGCAUUUCGUAAAAAGGUGUAGGAAUUGUUUAAGAUAAACUAAAUUGGUUUUUUUAUGUCGGCUGUAUAUAGAAAGCGCGUAUAGGAUUCCUCAAUCACAGGCCGUGUUGCCCAACAUCCCAGUGCAACCGAUAAGUUAUGACGAAGCAUAAACCUUAUUACGGUUAGUAAUACGAGGUCUUGAUGUUAGCAGGAUGCCUUGAAUUUACUUAUAGGUUCCAGUUACUUUAAAUGUGAAAUGCUAUCCCCGCUCUUUUGUUUUAUGGCUUUUCCUAUUUGCGGGUCAUUGAAAGGGAAGGAAACACCAGCCGAAUGGUGGGGCAAUUUAAACACCACACUUCUUAGGUCCUGAAUUCCGGUUAAUGAAUUGGACAAUUAAAAUGGAAAUUCUCAUGGCCAAUAAAAUAGCAACAGUAUACAAUACAAUCGGCAUAUUACACGGCCGUGAAGAACCAGAUCGUUACUUGCUAGUCGGAAAUCGCCGCGACGCUUGUAUUCUGGUGCUCUUGAUCCAUCUAGCGGAACUGCGUCUAGAUGGAGAUGACCAGAGCUUUCGGAAAAGCGAAACUUGAUUACAGUCAAAUAUUCGUCUGUUAAAUUUGGAAUCUUUCACUAAACAUCUUUCUUAUUUCCCUCAAAUAGGUUGGCGUCCAAGACGGAGUCUUAUCUUCUGUAGUUGGGGAACCGAAGAGUACGGCCUAAUUGGCUCCUAUGAAU
Messenger RNA from Daphnia magna, 1915 nucleotides. Its product is annotated as glutamate carboxypeptidase 2 homolog. The record is from RefSeq and is a predicted model, not a curated record. Gene Ontology annotation, molecular function: carboxypeptidase activity. NCBI's taxonomy places the organism in Eukaryota, Metazoa, Arthropoda, Branchiopoda, Diplostraca, Daphniidae.